CAAUGAAUGAUCUCCGUCCGCAUUUCCCUCAACCUUUCUAUCGUCUACACCCCGCCAUUUCGAUUCCCAGAGCUCUUUCUAUAACUCAAACAUCCUCAUCAUUCAACUCUCUCUUUUUGACGAAAAGAAAGUAGAAGCUCUCUCUAAAUCCUCUCUGGUUACUGUUCGAGAAAUGGAUCCAAUUCUUCCGGUUACGGUGCUUUCGCUUCUCCUCGGUUCUUUGAUUGCUUUCAUUUUCCUGCAGAGCUACUUUCGCAAGAGAAGAUCCGAAGUUCAAUCUCUUUCCAACCCGGAGCUCCACGCGGAUCCCAAGAAGCCUUCAAAGCCUCCUCAGUCUAUCUCCAAAAGAUCUCACUCCAAACCUCAUUCUCAUGCUUCUGAUAAGGAUCAUAACAAGCGGCAUCACCCCUUAGAUGUGAACACUCUGAAAGGCCAUGGGGAUUCGGUCACGGGUUUAUGUUUCUCUUCUGAUGGAAGGAGCUUGGCUACUGCUUGUGCUGAUGGAGUGAUCAGGGUGUUCAAGUUGGAUGAUGCUUCAAGUAAAAGUUUCAAAUUUCUUAGAAUAAAUGUGCCUGCUGGGGGUCAUCCAACAGCUGUUGCAUUUUCUGAUGGUCCAUCUUCCGUAGUUGUGGCUUCUCAAACUCUAUCUGGUAGUUCUUUGUAUAUGUAUGGAGAAGAAAAACCCAAGGCAAAUGAACAAGGAAAGCUUCCUCUUCCAGAAAUCAAAUGGGAACAUCACAAAGUACAUGAGAAAAGAGCAACGCUGACGCUAUCUGGAGCAACUGCCAGCUAUGGUACUGCAGAUGGCAGUACUGUCAUUGCCUCUUGUUCAGAAGGGACCGAUAUCGUGCUUUGUCAUGGGAAGACUGGAAGGAUUUUUGGAAAUGUUGACACUAAUCAGUUGAAAAAUCACAUGGCUGCUCUAUCACCCAAUGGACGUUUUCUUGCUGCUGCAGCUUUCACCGCGGAUGUGAAGAUUUGGGAGAUCGUAUAUACAAAGGAUGGUUCUAUCAAGGAGGUUACAAAAGUUAUGCAGCUUAAAGGACAUAAGAGUGCUGUGACUUGGCUGUGCUUCACUCCAAACUCUGAGCAAAUCAUCACCGCAUCAAAGGAUGGUUCGAUAAGAAUUUGGAAUAUCAAUGUUCGCUAUCAUCUUGAUGAGGAUCCGAAGACUCUGAAGGUGUUUCCAAUUCCACUUACGGAUUCAAGUGGCACUGCUUUCCACUAUGAUCAUCUCAGUAUAUCUCCUGAUGGAAAGAUAUUGGCAGUAACCCAUGGUUCAACAUUGCAGUGGUUAUGUGUUGAAACUGGAAAGGUUUUGGAUACAGCUGAUAAAGCCCAUGAAGGGGAUAUUACAUGCAUUUCGUGGGCACCUAGGACCAUUCCAGUUGGAGAUGGAGAAGCCUUGCUUUUAGCUACGGCCAGUGUUGACAAGAAAGUCAAGUUGUGGGCAGCGCCGUCCCUAGGUUCAUCAUAGAAGAGUGGUAGGUCUUUCAGUUCACUGAUGCGAAGCGUUUGCAUAACCAUUUGACUAGAAAUCAGGUGUUUGUGACUCGGAAGUCCUUAAUUGCGGGAGCGGUAACCUGAGAAAAGAUGUGUAGCUCUUUCAAUACAGCCAAGAGUUAUAUAGCAUGUAGUACUAGGUCUUUGCGGGCAAGACUUUCUAUAGAAAAAAAAAUACUAUGUUGGUAUUUUCUUUGAGAGUGAUGUUAUAAAAAUUUUGUAGACUAAAGAAAGAUUCAUAGCCGUAUAAUGUCAAUGGUUUUUUGCAUGA
This is a messenger RNA of Carica papaya (papaya), 1774 nucleotides long. Its product is annotated as Transducin/WD40 repeat-like superfamily protein. The record is from RefSeq and is a predicted model, not a curated record. Gene Ontology annotation, molecular function: protein binding. NCBI's taxonomy places the organism in Eukaryota, Viridiplantae, Streptophyta, Magnoliopsida, Brassicales, Caricaceae.